Molecule: messenger RNA, 519 nt
Organism: Dichotomopilus funicola
Lineage: Eukaryota; Fungi; Ascomycota; Sordariomycetes; Sordariales; Chaetomiaceae
Exons: 2
Coding region: 1-519 (172 amino acids)
Source: RefSeq, a predicted model, not a curated record
AUGCGUUUUUCCGCUUUCACCACUAUCGUUUUCGCCAGCUCGGCGUUCGCCUUUCCCUCGUUUGGGUCCCUUUUCUCGCGCCAGGAGGAGGAAUGCCUAACCAGGGAGGAGGCCAAGGAGAUCGUGGAUGUUUACCAGCGCCUCAUCGCCAAUUAUCAGCCUGAGGACGGCGAGAAGUACUGCGCCUCGGACUUCGUCGACCGGUCUGACAGCAUCAACACCUUUAUCUUCCAACCGCUGGGUGAGCCCACGUUUGCCACCAAGGAAAUCUUCAUGGAAGCGCAACUGUCGAACCCUCCUUUCCCGGUUGUGGUAGACAGCAUCGAUGCCAUCGACUGCGAGGCCAUCGGCCUGCGGUGGCACGCGACGUUUGGCGCGGCUAACCAGCCUAGCCGGGGUAUCACCAUCAUCGGCACGACCAAGCGCGAGGGUUGGUGGCAGAUCAAGAGCCUGGAUGUGGAGUUCAACAGUCUGAUAUGGCUUCUUAACAUGGGCGGUAACUAUACGUGGGAGGGCUGA